Molecule: messenger RNA, 618 nt
Organism: Haliotis rubra (blacklip abalone)
Lineage: Eukaryota; Metazoa; Mollusca; Gastropoda; Lepetellida; Haliotidae
Product: fibrinogen-like protein 1
Exons: 1
Coding region: 1-618 (205 amino acids)
Source: RefSeq, a predicted model, not a curated record
AUGUUUCCAGAUUGCCCUAGGGGAUGGAGCAUACACGGCGUUUACACAUUGCAAGUAGCGAACUACCCCUCGCCAUUCCAAGUGUACUGUUACUACAGCGGGAUCACCAUCCAACGGAGGAAAGACUGCAGCGAUAACUUCUUCUUCAAGACCUGGCAGGAAUACAAGGAUGGUUUCGGCGAUGUCAGCACAACGUGCUUCUGGUUGGGAAACGAGAAGAUCAAGGCUAUAACGGACCAGGGUGAAUAUACCCUGUCCGUGAAACCACGGCAUGGAACGAAUGCCCGAUAUAAGGACUUCCGGCUGAAACCGGAAGAGGAAGGCUAUGCGUUGGAAUAUCGUGAGUUUAGUUCCAGCAGGUGGUGGGGGUCCGGCAACACUGAGGACGGGUUUGGCGGUGGUGGAUCCGAAACGAUGCUCAAUGGUAUGGAGUUCUAUACGCAUGACAAGGACAACCCAUCCGGAUGUGCCUCGGACCGGAAGUCAGGUUGGUGGUACAACACCGGGUGCGCAUUCGGUGAUCUGAAUCAAGAUGUCGGGCCGGAGUGGCCAGGCGGCGAGAGUGGAGAACUUACUGGAUACGAUGAUGUCUCAAUGAGGUUGAAUCAUUAUUGGUGA